Stylonychia lemnae is the source of this 1161-nucleotide messenger RNA. The record is from the annotation of a GenBank genome assembly. Lineage: Eukaryota; Ciliophora; Spirotrichea; Sporadotrichida; Oxytrichidae.
AUGCCCUAUUCAAGAACAAGCUACUAAAAUGUUCAAAAUGAAACAUUUGCAGUGAAUCUACAAGAUGAAAUUCCUGAUAAUGACCCAAGCAGAACAUAAAGAGAUAUGCUAAAUGAUACUAAUACUAAACUAUUCAAUUCAUAGUUAAGAAUCUAAAUUUAACCAAUGAGCCAAUAAAUUAAUGUAGAUGAUAUCUAGUUAGUUUUAUAAGACUAGAUAGAUAGAAAAAGAAAUUAUGAGGAUGAGUCAGAUUUAAAUGAAUCUUAAAUCAAGGAAAUUAAUUAUGUAAAAAAGUAGUCAAUCAGAAAAUACUAAACGAAAAAAUAAAAUAGAGUAAUGCUUUCAAGCACUUUCGUGAUACUCAUGCUUGCUUCUUACUUCAUCGCCUCAUAUUUUAUGUCCUUAAGAACAUUUUAAUCAAUAUCUGGUAUUGUUGAUACUCUGGGAGAAAUUUAUUCUAAAGGAAGUUGCUUGAGUGAAGUUAUCAAUGCUCAUAGGGAAAAUGUAAUUCAGAAUUCAUCAUUGGUGUUAUUUUGGAACAAGGACAUUGAUUCUUUUGAGACAAAGUUUGAAUUUUGCCAAAAGCAAUCAUAGCUUUACCAAAAGACAAGAAGGAAUAUCCCAUUACCUUUGAAUAACUUAAAAUCCUUCAUCAAUUAAAUUGAAAGUGAAACAGCUUGUAAUAGUAUCUAUAACUCUUCUCAAGAAAUGUCAAAUAAGUGUAUAAUUGCUUACAAUGGAAUUUUAAAGAAGGGACUUUAGAAUUCUCUAGAUUACUUCUUAAGCUAAAUAUUAGAGCAAAAUCUAUAAUUCAGAGCAAUUAAACACAGGACACUUCAAUAGCUAAAAGAUUUUAUAGCUGACAGUCAAGUACUAGAUAUGGUAGAAACUUUGGAAUUUGUAAUGCUUGAUAUGCUGAAUUUGUAUAAGUAAAAGGCUACCGAUACCACUUUAGAUUACUAUUCAUAGCUAUUGCGAGAUUAUUUGAUACUAUUUAGUUGUUUUAUCGUGAUUAUGGUCAUUUUGAUUAUAGUGUUUUCACUGUCAAGUUACAAAAAGAUCAAGCUACAUAUGCUGAGAACUAACAUGACUUUGAAAAUCCUUCCAUUAGAAAAUUUAUCAUAAGAAAAAAUAUAGGAAUUAAAGAAGUUUUUCUAAUGA